Tetranychus urticae (two-spotted spider mite) is the source of this 1869-nucleotide messenger RNA. It is a transcript of the gene Cdc6, whose product is annotated as Cell division cycle 6. Gene Ontology annotation, molecular function: ATP hydrolysis activity; DNA replication origin binding. Gene Ontology annotation, cellular component: nucleus. NCBI's taxonomy places the organism in Eukaryota, Metazoa, Arthropoda, Arachnida, Trombidiformes, Tetranychidae. Gene Ontology annotation, biological process: DNA replication initiation; mitotic DNA replication checkpoint signaling; cell division. The record is from RefSeq and is a predicted model, not a curated record.
UAUGUGACCGCGAGAAUCUUCGCGCCAGUUUAUCCAUUUAAGUCAAGUCAGUGGUUUAAAACCAAGAUCUUUAGUUUUCUUGUACUUUUAAACAAAGCCUUUUAAUUAUUUAUUUGUGUGUCAUUAUUUAAUUUUUAUUUUACAUUUUAAUCCAUUUUAACUGAGUGUCUUAAUUAAAUAUCAACAUGGUAGUUGAAACAAGAAACAGAUCUCUUAAAAGACAUAAACCAGAGGACUCGCCAAUAAAGGCACCAGUGACCAGAAAACGUUCCAAUGUAACUCCUAUUAAAAGGAGGGUUGCUCGGAACUUGUUGGAUGAAUUUAACGGCUAUGAUGACUCACCUCCACCUUCCCCUGAACCAGAUAUCUACAUGGAUACCUUCAUCAGUUCACCACCGAUAACUAACCCGAUAGCUGAAGCUAAAAGACUCCUGUCAAUAGGUGCUGUAGAUGGUAUUGUGGGUAGAGAUAAAGAGAUUACUGAAUUAUCUGGUUUUCUUGAAGAUUGUAUUCUAGAACAUGAAUCUUCUACAAUCUUUGUCUCUGGUCCUCCUGGAACUGGUAAAUCGAUGUCAGUACUUUCAAUUGUGUCAAAACUCUCUAAUCAAUACACACUCACCAUUCUUCCAUACAACUCAAUGGACUUCAGAAAAGGCACCAUGAUCUACUCCAAGAUUGCUAAAGAUCUUGGUAUUAAAGACUCGACUAGAUAUCGAGACAAAAUAAUUGGUUCCAUUGAAAACUAUAUUAUUGCCUCCAAAAAAAUGGUUAUCUUAAUAAUCGACGAAAUUGACAAACUGGACAAAGAUCUGGUCGAUACUAUGUUGGAUUGGCCCAGAGCGAAAAAAUCAAAGUUAAUUUUAAUCGGUAUUGCUAAUACCAUCACUUCUUCAAGUCUAACAAAAAUGUGCUCCUUUGAAAUGAAUUGUGUCAAGAAGGUCUCUUUCCGACCUUAUAGUAAGGAUCAGCUAGUUGACAUCAUCCAAUCUAGACUCAAAUACCUUUCAAAAACCUGUGAUUUAAUCUCAAAGCCUGCACUAGACUUAUGUGCUCGCAAAGUUUCAUCGUACAGUGGAGAUGCCAGAAAAGCUUUGGAUAUCUGUCGACAAGCAAUUGAAAUGGCGGAACGAGAAAAAUACUCUUAUCAAUUAGGUCUUACUGCCACUGCAGAUGAUGGAAACAAUAUGGGCUCACCAAGAAAAUCUCCGAGAAUGUCACCAAGAAUGACCUCAAGGAUGUCACCGAAAAUGUCUCCGAGACUAGGAAUCAGGAGAUCUCCACGUAAAGAAAAUUUUGACAAACCUUUAGUUGAACCAAGACACAUCAUAUCUAUCUUGAACUCAGUGUUUGGAAACAAAUUAUUUAAGGAAGAAAGUGUUGCGGAUUUGACUCUUCAUCAACAAGUAAUUUUGUGCUGUAUACUUUGUUAUGGAAAAGAGAAAAAGAACAAAGAAAUCGUUAUCCCGAUGCUGUAUAGAUUGUUCGUAAAAGCCUGCGACAAAUGUAAAAUAACCUCAACUUUGAUCAGCAAUUCUGACUUUCUCUGUAUAUGUCAGAUUCUCGAGUCUCUUGGACUUGUAAGGAUAAAACAAGCUCGAGAAAUGCGUUUAACCAAAAUUUCAUUAUCUGUGAAUGAGGAUGAAGUUGCUCAGCGGCUUGCAGAAAAAUCGCUUAUAAAAAAUUUAAUGAACCAAAUUCCACUAAUUCUAUAAAAUACAUUUAACCUUUUCCAAUCCAAUCAACUUUUCCUGGACAGAGCUUUUUUACAAUGUAUUUUCUGUCUGUUUGUACAUCUUUUUAAAGCAAUCAAAGAAUCCAAGCUUGAUCUUAUCAAUGUAUAUUAAAACACCAAAAAUCAAUUCAUUUUAA